This is a messenger RNA of Leishmania braziliensis MHOM/BR/75/M2904, 2355 nucleotides long. RefSeq names its product putative RNA binding protein. Gene Ontology annotation, molecular function: RNA binding. NCBI's taxonomy places the organism in Eukaryota, Euglenozoa, Kinetoplastea, Trypanosomatida, Trypanosomatidae. The coding region runs from base 1 to 2355 and encodes 784 amino acids. Gene Ontology annotation, cellular component: ribonucleoprotein complex. The transcript has a single exon. The record is from RefSeq and is a predicted model, not a curated record.
AUGCCACAGGUCACUGAGAACAUCUCCAGCGUGCACGGCACCGGUAACGCUGUGCCUCAGGUGCGGAGCCCAUGCCACUCCGUAUCCUCUGCCAUCCCGGUCACUAACGGUCUCCUGUCAGCUGGUCUAACAAACUCGCCCUGCUCGGAAUACCCGUUGAGUGAGUCGAGUGGCGGAGUUGUGGUGCGGCCGCAGAUCUCCGGUAACGUGGAUGACUUUCAGAACUUUCUCGAUGAGCCAAGCAACUGGGAGUGGGCGGUGAAUACCUUAUCCGUCGAGCCGGGCCACAGCGAUCGCAACAUCUUUGUCUCGAAGUUGCCGCCUACCUUCAAGGAUGUGGAUCUGCAGGAGAUGUUUCAGAACUUUGGCCGCGUAGUAUCAGCCAAGGUGAUGCUGAACGUGAAGACUGGUACCUCCAAGGAGACUGGAUUCGUGCAGUUCACCUGCUACAAGGACGCGCUGCGUGCCCGCGCUUUCUUUCGCCUCCGCCUGGCCUCGUUGCCCACUACGCCAGGGAUGCCAGCAGUGGUGACGCAGUGGGCGCAGAACAAGCACGACGGCGGCCUCUAUGGUGAGAGAUGCCAGCAGGUGCAUAAACUAUUUAUCCGCAACGUGCCGUCGAGCAUCACGCAAGCGGACAUGAAGGCGUUUGUAAGCCGAUUCGGAACAGUGAGCGUCGUCUCGGUGCACAACGACACGUAUGACACCUUGCCGGCCUUCCCCACUGAGCAAGAGCAGUGCCUGAAGUUUUCUUCUCCUUCCGAGGGUACCGAAGGUGAGGAGGCCGUGCGUUCGAGCCCUGAGCCUAGCAAGCACGAGACGAUCAUCUGUUUUGUCACCUUCGUGGAGGACGGUGCAGCGAUGCGAGCAUGCUGCCAGAUCCACAACACAACACCGUUUGACUCCUGCAACGGGGUGCCGCUAAUGGCCAAGCUGGCGGAGGAUAACAGCGCUCGUCACGCCCGGCGCUACCAUAGCGCAGCGGCCGCGUAUGCGGCGCCCGCCUCGCGAGGCACGUGCACAGACGGGUGGCAUGGCUGCAGCGCCUACAGCAGCGCGGCACCAACGCCUCUUGCCUGCGCAGGCGGCUAUCACUGCCGCGAUGAUCACUCUCAGGUGCCAGCAUCACAGCAUCCGCUGCAGAAGUGCAAUGCCGCCUCCAACUACGCCAGGCAGCCGUCCUCGACGCCAGUGCUGUCAGCUGGCUGUUUGGGCACCGAUUUGUCGCGUCUGUACGGCAGCCAGUCAGCAACGCCGCCAUCCUCCCCGCAGAGUGCACAGUGCACCAGCUUCAACAUUCUCGCUCCGCGCCGGGCUUUUCCGCAGCGCAGCGUCGCCAUGUCCACGACAGGGGCUGUGCCGCCCGAAACGGUCAUCACUCCGCCUUCGCCUUCCCUCCUCUUUUCGACCAUGUCGCCCUCUACUCAACAGGAGGCCCACGCAACUCGCCCUCGCCGCGUGUUGCUGCCACCGGCGCUUUCUGUAGAAGCGACCACGAGCGAUGCGAUGCGCAUGACGAUCUCGACCACCACGCCGCUUGCUUCGAACCCGCCCCACUACGCCGCUGCCGGCUUCACACACACCUCGAUCUGCAGCGUUGUGGAUUCCCCUAUGCAGGCGCGUCACCACCGCCAAAGUACCGCUUCUGCGUCCUCGAUGGGUAACUACAGGAGCAUUUCCUACACCCCUGUGCACACUCCGCACGUCGAGGAGCAACCACAGGAGCUCUAUGAACAGCAGCAGUGCCAGCAGCAGGCGCUGCUCAUGGGCUAUGAUGCCGGUAACGAUACCUACCACCCGGGCGAUGACUUCUAUCAGGAGUACUACUACAGCGGUGAAAUAGGCCCGACGGAGUCGAACUUACACCCCCUCUCGCCUUCGGCGUCGUCAGAGCUGCUCUACCAGUACGGCAACGCAGCUGGCAGCGUCGAGUGUAAUGCCUACCGGACUGGCAACGGCCACUGCAGUGUGGCACCACUCUGGCAGCGACGCAUGGAGCGCCAGAGAGCGACAGCUGCGUAUGCCGAUCCUAUGACAACCUCUGCCGGGCUACCGCAUCUCCUACCCUGUGUCGCUUACGGUGAUCAGCAGCCAUAUGCGGGCGCCGAUGGCUCGCCAUCUGUGGGCGCGUGCAUGCAGGCCGAGAGCUGGGAGACUAACCCGUCACCACGGGCGAAGUCUGCAGUGGCCUUCCCGCACGCGCUGUACCCCCAAGCUAUGGUUCUGAACAGCGGCAGCCAGGCCACCACGCCGAGCAACGGUGGAUCGGGGUCGGUACGGUACCGCAAUAACCCGUACAGCAUGCGCGUCGUUCAAACUAUCGCGCAGUAUUCAUCCCCGUGCGUGGAGAGCUGA